AUGACAUUUUCGGAGAUUACUAUUCGUCCGUGGGACAUUGGAAUGGCAAACCAUAGACUUAGCUACGAUUUUCACGGUUGCGACUUAAGUUGGGGAUCUCCCUGGUCCAACCUUAACUGGUCGUCCAUUACAGGAAGUUACCUCUGGUCGAACGGUUACUUCUCAACUUGCUGA
Molecule: messenger RNA, 174 nt
Organism: Histoplasma mississippiense
Lineage: Eukaryota; Fungi; Ascomycota; Eurotiomycetes; Onygenales; Ajellomycetaceae
Exons: 2
Coding region: 1-174 (57 amino acids)
Source: RefSeq, a predicted model, not a curated record